AACCAACAGUCCCUCACCCCCUCUACCUGAUCUGAACUUCAGCCACCCUAAAUUAUAAAGUGGGUAUUCUCCCUCUACACCACCGAACUGAGAAAAUACAAAGUAACGCGCGUGCAGCCAGCGCAACCCCUUGGAACCAAAUAACCAGUAAUCCCCUCCUUUCCCGCCGCAGCCCCCGUCGUCGUCAAAUAACUGCUAACUCAAACCCCUCAGUGCUCCUCAAAAAGCUCCCGGCUCUCACUCUAUUCCUAACCCUCACUCACGCCGCGGCAUUCUCCAAUCCCCUUCCUCCACCUGGCACCGGGGAACUCGGAAAGCGCGAUUGUGUUGCAAACGGCUGCCUGUGCAACCCCGAUCGUGGGACCGGGGACUUCUGUGGGUAUUGCCAGCCCCUUCAGGUCGAUUGCCCAAAUGAGGCCAUCUGUUACACUUCCUUGUACCACUGCGGCGACGGUGGAAGGUGCUGUACUUAUGGGCAGGUGGCAGAGUGUGUGUCUGGGCAGCGCCCAUGUUAAAACAAGUCUUUUUCUAUCUCAACGAUAGAUUGAGAUAUAGGGGGAGGGAGAUAGGGAUUGUCGUCCCAUAAACGCUUGUGUUUCUCAGCUAGUUUUAGGGGGAGACUUUCGGACCCAUCUUGUAUAACUUGAGCUAGGUUUCGUGUUUGGCGUGCAGGGGAUUAACAUAUGUCGAAAUU
Molecule: messenger RNA, 694 nt
Organism: Tuber aestivum (summer truffle)
Lineage: Eukaryota; Fungi; Ascomycota; Pezizomycetes; Pezizales; Tuberaceae
Source: the annotation of a GenBank genome assembly